Molecule: messenger RNA, 1108 nt
Organism: Trichoderma atroviride IMI 206040
Lineage: Eukaryota; Fungi; Ascomycota; Sordariomycetes; Hypocreales; Hypocreaceae
Source: RefSeq, a predicted model, not a curated record
GAUCCCUCUACAACGAAGCACAUUUGAGAAGAGAAGCCCAGCAAGCAUCUUCAACCCACCGCCAAAAUGAGCAUGAUCAACGCCAAGAACAAGGUGACGGAGCACCAGCGCUUCUACCAGCAGGCCUACAAGGCGCACACCCGUCUGUGGAUGAUUAACCCACGCAGCCGCUGGUACAUGGUUCCCUACCUGGCUGCCCUCUGGGGAGGCUUCGGUGCUACCCUGUACGCCGCCAGCCGAAAGGUCGCUGGACACAACACUUGGUUCAGCAAGGACUAAGCUACCAACAUAUAUUUGGGACGAGCCAAUUGAUUUUGCCCCGACUUGCAUUAAAUGUGGGAUUGGGAGCUUGUAUGAGUUGCAGUCUUAUAGACAGUAAAUAUAGGAUUUUGUCGGUCCAUUUUUUACACCUCCUUCAGCUUGGUCCCGCCAUCAUUUUGUUUGCCCGUUGUAUCUGGUAUUCCAUAAGUUUUCUUUCUUUCAAUUAUGCGUAGCCAUUAUUCCCAUGUGCCACUAUAUAAUAUUUGCGUGGUAGAAGAAAAAAAAGAGAAUGCGAAUCAAAUAAGUCGCAUAACAGAUAUCCGGCCCUUCCUCGCCUGUUGACCCAAGCCCUGUAAUAUCACUAAAUUGGUCGUAAAUUCAGUCUAUCAAAAAUCAGUAGCCAGUUGCGCCUGGUGCCUUUUCGUCCUUGCGCAGACUCAUGAGCAUUUCACGGAAACGCUCCUUGCCAGAUCCGGCGGCUCCGCCAGUGGCCCCCUUUCCGCUAAUAUCAACCAGCUUUGCGAUGCGGUCCCAGCUCGUGCCACCAGAAACGGUAUCCUCCCGGUUCGCAAGGAACUCCUCUGCCUCUUUACGUGUCUGCGCAAUGCCUUUCUCUUUCUUGGAGUUGUAGUUGUCGUAGAAGUCAUCGAUGUUCUGCUGAGCUUCCUUUAUCGUCUCCUCUCGCUGAGCAGCGAACUGCUCGGACCGCUUCGCAAUCUGCGCGUCUCGGCUCUCUCUCCACUGCUUGAUGACCUCUGGCUCCUCCUCAUCGGCUGCAUAUGUUUGGUAACCGGAGUUGUAGCUCACAGAAGGGCCGGUCAUGAUGUUCCCAUCCACGCCUGCCAGG